GGUGAACUCAUUUUCAACUCAGUAAGCGAGCAGACAGCGUUACAGCGCACAGCGCAAGUGGAAUUUUACGCGUUACAAUAAGGAUAUAUUUGACACGAUUUCAUAAUGGGCUACCCAGAGUCAUUGGGAAGUGUUUCCUAUGUUCAGAUGAACAAUAACAACAACGAGAUGACAUUAAACGACGGUGUUAGCAGCACUCUUAUCUCGUCACCGAGUUCUCAGGACAUUUGCACCUCACUGCAGCAGAGUGUGGUGGAGGCGAGGAGAGAGGGUCGCAUUACCUGCGGCGUUUACCAGGCGGCAAGGGUGCUAGAAAACGACCCUGAUGACGUGAUGGUGUGCAUCCUGGCAGCAGACACCUCACAAGACCUAGAACUCCACAUUCAUUUCACGCUAUUAGAGGCAUUUUGCUGGGAAAACGACAUCAAGAUAAUUAAGGUCGACUCGGCAUCAAAACUGAAGAAGUUGGUCUAUGAUGACAACUUGCCAGCAAAUGACAACGAUGAAGCAAUUGGUCACAGACCCGGGACCAGGGACGUGGACUGCGUUUUGAUCCAGUUUCCAAAACAACAAGAAAGUACUUCAGACCAGGAAGUUCUAGAGUUUUACAGAGCAAGUGAACAAAUCCUACCGAAGCCAAUUAUCGAACUACCAAAGUGAAGUGAAAGGUGACAUCGUCAUCGUUUCACCUCUGCGUCCCUUGUGACGUAUUAAUAUGGUCAUUUGUGUGCCCGGCUUUAACUCCAGCCUGGUGCAUGGCUUCGGAAGCCGUUAAGAAUUAAGACCCCGUGGACGAGGCAAAACUCAGGGGUUCUCGAGAAGCCUUCCGCCACGAGCCCAAGUGACCAUCAUGGCGACACCAUGCAAACCUUGAAGAGGACUAGACCUAUGCCCACUGUGGGUUAGACUUCACCACUGUCACAUAAAACUGUUUGUCACAACGAUGAUGCAAGGCAACAAGACCAAAACGCCUCGUUGACAACAACGUGACAACUGAACAGCCACGAGAACUGUGGGUUUCCAAAGUAACCUAUUCAUAGGUUGCCCUUGAAUCUACGUGACUGAUCGCUGACAGUUAUUACAAAAUUGACUGGGCUAGAAUAUGAUACAGACUGGUAAUAAGACCACAGAAUGCGAAUCUUCUGACCCUAAUCAAUAUUACAACCAGUUUUUAAAGAAUAUUACAGAAUUGUGAAAAUGAGCGAUCUGACACUUUUUAAAAUAUAUUUGACUUUAUCUAUAGUACAGUCUUUCAGAAAUGAAGACAUUUUAACAUUUUUUUUAUUUAAUAUGGAAAAAAUAAAUAUGUGUGUAUUGAAGCAUUCUCUUUUUAAGUGAUUGACUACCCUUUGGGUUCUCCAACGUGGAAAUUACAUUUUCAAAUGUUCGUCUUCGUCAACGUAAGAGCAAUUUGGAGACAUAAUAUAAUUAUCACUCCUACAUGUGAAAUGUCAGGCAAAAUAUUAGAUGUAAAAGUAACUUUCAAAACGAAGGAUCGAUUGUAGCAUGGAAAAACGUAGCACUUUUAUUUACGUAUUUGAAAUAUAUUUUUUGUGCUAAUAUAGCAGGUAUAAAAUGUGUAAAUUUAA
Messenger RNA from Lingula anatina, 1589 nucleotides. RefSeq names its product growth arrest and DNA damage-inducible protein GADD45 gamma. NCBI's taxonomy places the organism in Eukaryota, Metazoa, Brachiopoda, Lingulata, Lingulida, Lingulidae. Gene Ontology annotation, biological process: regulation of cell cycle. The record is from RefSeq and is a predicted model, not a curated record. Gene Ontology annotation, cellular component: nucleus; cytoplasm.